Messenger RNA from Uncinocarpus reesii 1704, 2745 nucleotides. RefSeq lists its product as uncharacterized. The coding region runs from base 1 to 2745 and encodes 914 amino acids. Gene Ontology annotation, cellular component: DNA replication preinitiation complex. The transcript has 4 exons. Gene Ontology annotation, biological process: DNA replication initiation. Lineage: Eukaryota; Fungi; Ascomycota; Eurotiomycetes; Onygenales; Onygenaceae. The record is from RefSeq and is a predicted model, not a curated record.
AUGGCAUCCCAUCGAAGCGUCGCGGUGCUUGAACCUGCAACUUCAGCGUCUUUGAAUGUCCAAUAUACCUCCCCAGCUUCGCCAUUGAAAAGGAGGAAAAUAUCCCACGGAGACCGCGAUGACAGCUUAUUUCCACCUACCAUCACUAUCCAUCCCCAUGGUCCGUCCGCAGACAGGCCGCAGACUCUCGCCCCGAUCGCUUUGCUCCCACGUUCGAAGCUUCCGUUGUCAUGGCUCGACCCGUUUCCGGGCUCUUCACAAUCCAUUCAAUCGGGUAAACUCUUUAUAUCUAACAUUUUCGCUCUCGAAACUGCACUACGAAAUAAAAAUGAAGGCGUCGUAUUAGCGGCUCGCCUCGCUGGAAAUUUUUCGAACUCCUCGGGUUCGGUAGAUGAUACUAGCUGCCGGGAGGAAUUAUAUGUUAUUGAAAGAGUAAAAUCAUGCUUAUACGCAGUAUAUGCCUUGGCACAAUGCAUUCAAGAGGGGGACUUGGUGGUUGCAUCCAAAGGCUGGAAACCUAAAGCAGAGGCGAACUACUCGUUCUUGGAACCAAAGACCGGAAAAGAGGAUUGGUUUGAGAGAGCCCAAAUUCCCGGUGCUUUCGAACACGAAGAUCCCAUGAAUUCUGUCACCGGCAAUUUGCAGCUGGUUUUUGGGCAAGCCACCGAAGACACAAGCAUUAAUGGGCCGUCUCAUUGUACGCCGGCAGAAGCUGCGGCAAUCGAAUUGGCAUCAUUGGAGUCGGAAGCCCAGCCGCAAUUUCUAGUACCCGAGAAAACUGAAGCCUUUCAGCCCAAAGAUGCUACCACAAUGCGCCUUUCAGACCUCUAUUAUUUCUACCGAGAAUGCAUCGUUCCCGUAAAGAGGAUAGACACUAAGUAUCGUGACUCUAUCCCACAAAUUAUACGAAAUCUUCCUUUAGACAUGUGUCAAGGUAAUAUGUUACAUCCUUCAUCAAACGGCAGAAGACGCAAAAGUAAAAAGAGAAAGUUGGGAAGAGAUGGUUUAUAUCCAAACGAAGAGGAACUGAUCGCAAAAUGGUGGAAGCAUAGAAGCGUAACGGAGUCUGCUUUAGACCAGUCUUUCGGCGAUGGGGAAUUGAAACGACUCAUAGCAGAUCUGCGUUUCCGCGAAACGCAGCUUCAAAUACUUUUGAUUCUUGAAACGAUAUCUUUGGAGAGCUCGACCGGUACAAUGGAAGGAAAUUCAAAUUCAGAGCCACAAGAUUCAAAACCAAAGAAGACUUCGCACAAAAAACCAGAGGACUUGAGUGUUCUUCUUGAAUUGCUAGUGGACAGGCUAUGUAUAUGGCAUACGGUGGGCACCGAUGAUGCUAUGCCGCUCGAUGCUGUCAACAAGCAAGACAAGAGUCAACCAGGUAAAGUGGAAAAUGAUAAACUUCGCGAUUUUUGCACGGAGGUUAUUAUUCCCUUCUACGCCUCCCGAGUCCCAGAGCAGUGCAAAUCGCUUAGCCGCAAAUUAGGCGGCCCGGUAUCUACGUCACCUAAACGUCCCGCGAUAUCCCGCAGGAAGUGCUCGACAGAAACGGCCGACGGCACGGUCAAUCGCCCCAUUCAAAAGCCUCGUCGGACAUUGCAACGCGUGCUGACUGACGAGAAAAUGGCCGCAGCUCGCGUUGUUCCCUCCUUGACACGCAGCAAAACCGACACGUGUGCACGAGAACUUAAAAGAGAAUCCAGUGAAUCCGCUUCCCUAUCGUUGAUAUCAAGCGGACGGGGCGCGAUCCAAAAACCUAAGCGCCGAGAUAAUCGGGAAGUUGAUCUCGAUGCCGUUGCGAAACAACAUGAAAUGAAGCUCAAAAAGAUGGCUUCGCUGCUUGAACAGAAACAAGAGCUCGAUGCCGCCAUCAACGCUUUAAGAAAACCUAACAGGGAGCUGGUAUCCCGAGAUUGGGUUGAUUCUGCGGCGAAAAGAGCUUCAACCGGGAGCUUAAGGAAGCAAAAGGACCCUAUCAGGAACCCGUUUGGUGAAAAGGUGCAGGUAAUGGCGACACCAAGAGGUGCUAGAAAGAAGGAUCUGGGAAUGGUCAGAGUGCCUUCUCUAUCAAAAAAAUGGGAAAGGUUGAAGCAAGAGACAGCUUCAUCUCCAUCAUUAGAGACCGAUGAACAAACCGUUCCCUCUUCUGUGCCACGCCAUUCUUUUGAAUUAGGGCGCAAUACGUCUACAGCCAUUCCUAAGUUUGUUCAAGAAACUCCCUCGAAACCUAUCUUGCAAGCACCCGGGCUCGUCCAACCUGAUUUCCUGAAUACUGGUGAAAACUCUUCCAAAGCUCACAAAAUAUUUCGACAAUCCCAGCAUAGCUUGCCUGUGGCCAACAUUACCACUCCCACUAAACCUCGGGGAAGCGGGAGCACCGAUGAGGUUUCAGCUUGUUAUGUAGCACAUGGCAUUCGGAACGGGAACCCGUUUGCUACCCCUUGUGGUAUCAAGGAGACCCCGCCUCAAUCUCUCCUACGUCGUUUCAAUACAUCACAAAGCUCUAUAAGUGCGUCGGCUUCGCCAUUGAAACCCGCAGACCCGGUGAUAUUCAGCACACCGGCGAAGCGAACUGAGCUGGUAGUUAGCCAAAGUACAUCUAACAAAUUUCAAGGGACUAUUGGGCUGCGGCAUGGCCAAUCAGAAUCUAUAUACAACCAACUUGGAUGGGAUGGUGACGACGACGAUGACGAUGAUGACAAUGAUGAGCUAGCAUUGCCAUGGAGUAACGGGGUAAAUGAAUAUUAA